This is a messenger RNA of Chionomys nivalis (European snow vole), 5785 nucleotides long. RefSeq names its product pellino E3 ubiquitin protein ligase family member 2 (gene Peli2). The transcript is spliced from 6 exons. The record is from RefSeq and is a predicted model, not a curated record. Lineage: Eukaryota; Metazoa; Chordata; Mammalia; Rodentia; Cricetidae. Gene Ontology annotation, biological process: protein polyubiquitination; regulation of Toll signaling pathway. Gene Ontology annotation, molecular function: ubiquitin protein ligase activity; protein binding. The coding region runs from base 357 to 1616 and encodes 419 amino acids.
CGGGCGGGGGCCGCGGGAGCGCGGAGGCGCAGGCAGCGACGCGGCCGUCCCACCUGCCCGGCCCGCUCGGCCCCCCGGCGGCGCGCGCUCCUCCUCCCGCGGGGCUCGGGUCGGCCGCUCGCAUUCCGUGCCGGGUCGGGCUCGCGGCGGCCGCGGAGCGCGGAGCUCGAGGGGGAAGCCGGCGGGCGACGCGCGCAGCCACGACGGAGCAGCCGCGGGACUGGCCGCCCCGCGCCCCGUUCGCCGCCGUGCCGUUCCCCGGCGCGCUCACCCCGUUUUCGGGAUGGGAGUGUAGCGGCGGCGCGGACUCGGCGGGGAUCGCGGUGGAGGCGGCUGCGGCGGCCGAGCGCGGCUCCAUGUUUUCCCCCGGCCAGGAGGAGCCCAGCGCCCCAGACAAGGAGCCGGUGAAAUACGGGGAGCUGGUGGUCCUGGGGUACAAUGGUGCUUUGCCUAAUGGUGACAGGGGCAGGAGGAAAAGCAGAUUUGCCCUCUAUAAGCGGACCAAGGCCAACGGUGUCAAGCCCAGCACAAUCCACGUGGUCUCCACACCCCAGGCAUCCAAGGCUAUCAGCUGCAAAGGCCAGCACAGCAUAUCCUACACUCUGUCGAGGAACCAGACCGUGGUGGUGGAGUACACACACGAUAAAGACACAGACAUGUUCCAGGUGGGCAGAUCAACAGAAAGCCCUAUCGACUUCGUGGUUACUGACACGGUUUCCGGUGGCCAGAACGAUGAUGCCCAGAUCACACAGAGCACCAUCUCCAGGUUUGCCUGCAGGAUCGUGUGUGACAGGAAUGAGCCGUACACGGCACGCAUAUUCGCAGCUGGAUUCGACUCCUCCAAAAACAUCUUUCUUGGAGAAAAGGCAGCAAAAUGGAAAAACCCUGACGGACACAUGGACGGGCUCACCACCAAUGGUGUUCUGGUGAUGCACCCUCGAGGGGGCUUCACAGAGGAGUCCCAGCCGGGAGUCUGGAGAGAGAUCUCUGUCUGUGGAGACGUGUACACCUUACGGGAGACCAGGUCGGCCCAGCAGAGGGGAAAGCUGGUGGAAAGCGAGACCAACGUCCUUCAAGACGGCUCCCUCAUUGACCUGUGCGGAGCCACACUUCUCUGGAGAACCGCCGAUGGCCUUUUUCACACUCCGACUCAGAAACAUAUUGAAGCCCUCCGGCAGGAGAUCAAUGCAGCCCGCCCCCAGUGUCCUGUGGGUCUCAACACCCUGGCCUUCCCCAGCAUCAAUCGGAAGGAGGUGGUGGAGGAGAAGCAGCCCUGGGCAUACCUGAGCUGUGGCCAUGUGCACGGCUACCACAACUGGGGCCAUCGGAGUGACAGAGAGCCCAAUGAGAGGGAGUGUCCCAUGUGCAGGACUGUGGGCCCCUACGUCCCCCUCUGGCUGGGCUGUGAGGCAGGAUUUUAUGUUGAUGCCGGACCCCCAACUCACGCCUUCACCCCCUGUGGACACGUGUGUUCAGAGAAGUCUGCAAAGUACUGGUCUCAGAUCCCGCUGCCUCAUGGGACCCACGCAUUUCAUGCCGCCUGUCCGUUCUGUGCCACACAGCUGGUUGGCGAACAGAACUGCAUCAAAUUGAUUUUCCAAGGUCCAGUGGACUGACACCCUGGACAGCCACUACAUGUUAUUAACAAGUUACUGUGAAGUUUUUGCCACUAACUCUAGAUUCUAUCUUUUCGUAAUGCUCUUUGUUAAGGGAAAGGCAGACGGGGUUGAGGAAAAGGAGGGGGGUUCUGGUUAUGAAACAUGGCAGAAGUUGACAGAUAGCACUGUGUUUUGCAUGCUUGGAACAGCAGCAGCAUCAUUGAGGUCUGCCUGAUUAAACCUUAAUACCCGUGUAAUAAUUGGAUUUCAACUACCAUGGUUUCAUUUUUAACUUUGAGUGUUUAACCAAGUUUUUUGUUGUUGUUGUUGUUGUUUGGUUUUGGCCUUGUAAACUUAGACAAGGUUUUACAUCCUUUUUUACAAGUGCAGAGGAAGCUUAUUCAACAGAUGUCCUGCAGUGUUGCAAGGCACAGGUGUCACCUACAAGAUGUACAGUGGCUGAGACUUCUUGAAAGUGGCCAGAAUCGGACCCAGCAUCAGGGCCAGCUGUGCCUCCCAGAAGCUCCAAGGGAACAGGAAGCAUAGGCAAGGCAAAGCGCUUGUUCUCAAACCUACAGCUUUGUUUCUCAUUUAUUUUCUGGCUUUGGGUGGAAGAGAAUAUCCAUAUGUUAACUUUAUUUUAACUUGAGCAGAAUUUAUUCGCACAUUCAUUCAUCAGAUACAUAGCAUAUCAAACAAAGGCUUUCCUGGAAGCUUUUAAUCUGCCCCCUUAUUUUUGCUUAAUAUGGGCUGUCUCUCGUCUUCAUCUUAACACAUCAAAAACUGAUUGAUUGGUUAAUUAAAAUCUAGCAGCUUUUCGAAAUUGACGAGCUGAGGGUGGCAGCAGCAGCAGGAGCCACGCAAGGCUGUGGCAUCUGUGAGGCUCUGUGGGCAUGUCCUGAGUCCGCUAAGACCAGCCUUAUCUGCAUACCAAAUUGCUUAAGACCCAAGAGAGAUUUAAAAUAUGCUUUUACUUCUAAAGCCACUUGUUGACACCUCAUGGUAUGGCUUCCUCCCUCCUCCUCUUCCUCGUCCUUUUUUAGAAAGCUAAAUUUUGUGAGCCCCAAAGCAACAGAUGACAGUGAAGUGCCAUUUUUUCGCUACCUUUCCACCAUCGGUUACCUUCCCUUUGAGGUGAAGGAGCCCCAUACGUUUUGAAUUGAAAAUGUUCGCAAAUCAAACCAAGUUUAAAUGUGACCACUAGAUGCACAGAGUGCCGGGGGUACGUCUGUGAUCCUUGGAAAUUCCUGAUUUUGAGAGAGCUAGUGAGUGGUCACUGAGAAACAAUUAAAUCAGAGUUUCAUGAGUUGUGCUAGGCCUCUGUUAGUCUCACUCUGUGUAGAUUAAUAAUUCCUGAAUGCUCAUUUUCUGGGUCUGGUACCAGGACUGUCGUGGCUCGCAGAGUGUAGAUACUGCGUCGGGCUUAGCUACAUUCCGCCAUUCCCAGGGAGAAAGUCUUCAGUCAAGCUAACAUCUGUUUAAAUGGACUGUCAACGGACUUGAGCUGCCUGGUUUAGCGUUAGUAAAUAUGUAUAAUUUAUGUGAAUCUGAUAUACCAUGUCCAUACUUGAAUUGGUUUUUCCAUAUUUUGCCUAUUUCCAGAUAUUUCCCCUAUUUUCAGCAAAGUUAACCUAUUUGAAUACCUUUUCUUAAAAACAAAAAGGAACAUUACUCUCUAAUGCCAAGUAUGCUGGGUUUAUCUGUCAGUUUUAAAAUAGCUUUAUUUUUCCAGGGAGACCAUUGUGUAGAAAGAGGUAUUUUUUGUUUUGAUUAUAUUUAUGAUGUGGAAAUCCAACAGCAAUCUUCUUUCUAUUAUUUUCCUCUGUUCUACAUAGAUUACCUACAGGCAAAAAAGAAAGAAAAAGAACUUUCUAGAAAAACCCAUUGGCUGCCAUCUGAUGCAGCAGAGCUUCGAGCACUGGCUUUCCGAGAAGGAUAAAGGGCGCGCUCCUUCCCUCUUCUUGUUAUAUGGGCAGUUUGACAGUUCUUGAUUCCUAGUAGUAUCUUCUAAGGUGAAGGAUCUUAACCAUUUCUUGUGGACAUUCCACUCUGAUACCAGACUCCUCUGUGUCAAGAUGUCUGCUUGUUCUGCGCAUGAUGCAUGCGCCUAAACAAGGGAAGCGUCUGACCUCUGAAUCCAAGAUUGCAGACUCAGCCACUAGCUCUCCGGGGGCAGUAGCCGCCUUUAUCAUUUCCUUGGGUUUCCAGGUGAGGAACACAGCCAUGUCACCUGCAAAGGAAGCCAUGCUGACUUGGACAACUUGUGAUAAGAUCACUUUCUGCUGAGGGAAGGGUUUUCAAGAAUAAAGAGAGUGAUACAGUUGAGAAAAGGAAACUUCCCCAAGGUCGCCUCUGUUUUCAUGUUGACUCGCCAUCACAUUUAAAGGAUGAAUCCUAAUCCCCACUCACCCACAUGUACAUAAGGACAUCACCCACUGCUCGCCCUGGUCUCAGCCUGACCAGUUGUCUUUUUCAAAUAGGUUUCCAGAAGUACAGACCCAGUUACAUGCUUCCAUAGAUAAUAGCUUUUUCCAUUCUUUGUGACAUUUCAUUACAAAAAAAAGAUUCAGAGUGAAUAGGAGACAGCUCUGAGUAUUUUUCUAGUGUUUUGUUAUUAUUAUUGAUCCGUGUGCUGGGCCACGCACACUGCAGCUCUCCACAUUUUUCUGAUUUCCUCCAGCUUUCUGCAAAAAGGGCUACAGUUCACACUGCAGAGAAAGUAUUAAGCUUUCUGGGUGACACACACACACACACACAAACACUUCUGUGGCCCAAAAGAAGUAAAAUCUUUUAAUAUAAAUAGAGAGCAUAUUUAUAUCAUUCCUCAAUAGUUAAUUAUAGUGUUUGGUACCUUUGUGCCUCAGGGAAGCCACGUGAUGUAACUGGUUAUAGACUUUCAGGGUUAGGGUGUAGAGAAAGGAGAAAGCCAUUGGAAAAUGCGAUGGGCUCCGUUAAGGAGACCGAUUAAUCUAGUGCGAAGCAUGCCGGGACUGGCAUAAAUGGGAUUGUAGUAGAAUUUGUUUCCCAGUACUAGUAGGGAAAUUAUUUUAAGUUAUUACAUAUACUGUAUUAGGAGAGUUGGGAACUCUUCAUAAAGCAUCUAUGCCUCUCUUGCUUACCAGUCUCUGUUCUUGGGAGCUCAGUGUUGAUAUUUGAACACUUUUAAGAGUUUAGGGAACACGUUUUCUACUUAAGUGUACUAAAGUUGUUCUGUGGUUUCACUCAGCUUCUUUGCUCCUCCAGAGCUGUUCUGUUCUUUGGACGUGCGCGAGAGGUGGCUGAUCAUGCCGCCGUCAGUGCUGUCUUCAUGCAGUCUUGCCUCUCACAGUGGGCAUGCAGACAGACAGCCCGAGGACCUGGAUUUCAAGCCACAUGUCAAGCCUUGGCUGUCCAUCUCACUGCCCAUAGUUCUGCCUUUUGGACUAAGGGUCUGGAGCUCCCGCCGUGGUGGUGAGCACAGGACACAGCUCCGCUCAUUGCAUUAGUACUCAAGGCCAGGGAGAUAACUUGGGGAUAGUUUUAGGAGAUGCUAAGCAUUGCUCAAGAGGGAAAACAGCAUUCUGUCUUGUCUUUUUAAUAUGUCCUCACACGUGUCUGCCCCCAUGACUCCCUAGUGGACAGGAGGGAAAAACAAAUAUAUUUUCCACUUCAGCUUAACUUUCUAAAAAGAAAUCAGUGUGCUGAAAGGGAUGUUCUGUCUUUUAAACUGAGAUCACAGAUUGCUUCUCUGUAUUAAAUAACCUAGAAGUUAGGGGGCUGGUCAUAUUUACCAUGUAUAGUGUUAUAAGCAGUUAAAUUUUAUGGUUAUAUUUGUAAAAUCUGUUCUUUUGUAUUUCAUGUCCAAUUGAAAAUUUUAUUUCUUCACUGUUGUACUUGUGGAAAUACAAGCCAUUUUACAGGGAAAAAGUCUUCAAAAGCUAUUAAACAAAUCUUCCGUGUUUGUAAGUCGUCCGCGACUCUGUUAGCACCGGCUUCAUCGGGGCAUUCAGUAGGACAAGGAUACAAAUGUAGCCUUGAUCUGUGCAUUUCCUAACUUCCACACAAAUCCCAAGCAGACGGGUUGACUGUUGUUUUUAUACUCUGCACACCGCAAACUUAAAUCUGUGGUCUGAAGAAUUCCCCAAUUUUUUAUUAAACUCCAUUGGUGCUCAUUCUACAAUCUCUUGUGACAUUUUAUCACUGUCAAA